Molecule: messenger RNA, 1679 nt
Organism: Lycium ferocissimum
Lineage: Eukaryota; Viridiplantae; Streptophyta; Magnoliopsida; Solanales; Solanaceae
Product: cleavage stimulating factor 64
Exons: 7
Coding region: 71-1213 (380 amino acids)
Biological process (GO): mRNA 3'-end processing
Source: RefSeq, a predicted model, not a curated record
UCUCCCCCUUCUCUAAAAGAAUGAAAAAUUGCAAAGGAGAUUUGAGAGUUGGGUGGAAGAAUUGGGAGCAAUGGCAGGUGAUGGCUUAUCGGCGAAUAUGGCUGGAAUGUCCAAAAAUCAGCUAUACGAUAUUAUGUCUCAGAUGAAGGCGCUAGUGGAACAGAACCAGCAGCAAGCAAGGCAAAUUCUCAUACAAAACCCUAACUUGACUAGAGCACUCUUUCAGGCACAAAUAAUGCUCGGGAUGGUGCAGCCCCCACAAGCAAUUCCGACCAUCCAGCCGACAGGAGCAUUGAAUCCUCAGCCAUCAGCAUCUCAGCUUCCACAGUCAAAUGUUCAGACCACUCCAUCGUUGCCAGGGCAAAUUGGCAUUCAGGAACAAACAAGAAAGCAGCAGCAGAUUCAACCUGCUCCAAUAGUGCCAUCCGCUUCUCUUCCACCCUCGAACCUUCAAUCCCCAUCCUUGCCAUCUCAUCAGUUGCAGUCGGUGCAGCAGCAGAAAGGACAUAUUGGUCAAGCCCCACCAAUCUCUUUACCACAAACCUCUCAAGUUCCUAAUAUGGCACCACUUCCUCGUCAUUCUGCUGCACCACUGCCAUCUCAUCUUCAACAACAGAUGCCUCCGGCAUCCCCCAAGUUGGAGCCACCAAUGCAAACUAGUGGAACUCAACACCUGCCUAUGCAAUCACAGCUACCACCACAAGUGAGACCACCGAUGCAACCCUUCCCUCAUCAAGUUCAUCCUCACAUGGGGCCCAAUGUUGGUUAUCAGCCGCAAUCUGGAGCAACUCAGCACCACCAUUCACAACCUCCUUAUCAUCCUGCUAUGAGGCCUCCAGCAAGCAUGGGACCUUCUUUUCUACCGGGACAACCACCAGGUCCAAGUCAGCUGCCACCCCAGUCUCUAUAUCAGAUGGGAGGUUCACAUUUGAGACCAGAAUUCAAUCAAGUUGGAAGUUCAAUGCAAGCAGAUCGAGCAUCUCCUUGGAUUCCCAGCUUGCCAGAGAAUACAUCAGGAACACAGCUCCCAGGACCACCAUCAUUCCCUGCACAGAUGGCCCCGAGCAAUCAGCCUUCUAGACCGGCAGCACUGUCCCCGGAGAUGGAAAAGGCACUUCUUCAGCAAGUAAGGAGUCUGACCCCAGAACAGAUUAACAUGCUACCUCCGGAGCAAAGGAAUCAAGUGCUUCAGUUGCAGCAAAUGCUCCGUUAAUUAGAAGCUAGUGUUGCAAAGGACAAGUUUGCGAAGAAAUUGGAAUCUUACUGACUGGCUGAUCAGUUUUUCUAUUUAUGCAUUCCCAUUGGGUGGUGUAGAUGGACAGCGCGCCCCUUGUUAAAUUGUGUGUUUCCUCCUUUGUGAAGGUUAUUUUCCUUAGCUCAUUUAGGGUUGCCUGUCAUGUUCCCAGUAAAUCAUAUGUGUUGCGUAUAGGCGUUCGUGAAGCUCCUUUGGUGCAUAUAUAUCCAUUUUUCCAAUCCUGGAGCCUCUCCUUUAAUAUCUAUGGUCGCUUACAUGUAGUAUGGUACUGUAUAAGCAUAGCCUAAUGCAACUGAAGUAUGAGAUUGUGAAACAGUAGUCCCUCCCCUUUAUCUUGUAUCCCAAGUUUCCAGAAAUAUUUGGAUUUGCGGAUGCUUGUUACUAACAGUUAGCUCAACUUUGUGGAAGCUAUGGUUAGAUCUCA